Molecule: messenger RNA, 1080 nt
Organism: Phragmites australis (common reed)
Lineage: Eukaryota; Viridiplantae; Streptophyta; Magnoliopsida; Poales; Poaceae
Exons: 5
Coding region: 1-1080 (359 amino acids)
Source: RefSeq, a predicted model, not a curated record
AUGACCGUCACCGAGUAUUAUCACAAGAUGAAGGGCCUCGCUGACACCAUGGCCACCGUCGGCCACCCGUUGCACGAUGAUGAAGUGAUCGGCUACAUCAUGACUGGUAUUGGACCCGAGUUUGAUCCGUUGAUGGCAUCUUUGACCGUCCCCAACACCACCGUGAGUCUUCAUGAUUUUUAUGCCUUUCCUUUGAGUUUUGAGGCUCAGAUGGCAAUGCUGGUCACGGUGGUCAUGGCAGGGGUGGCAAAGGCCAUGGCCAUGGAUGUGGCAGCGGUGACCGCUACCGUCCCUAAUGCUAACUUUGCGCCAGAUGGCUCCCAUGGUGGCUACCAUGUUGGCAACUCUACAUCAACCGGCGACGCACAUCGGUAUGCAGACAUGGGUGCCACAGAUCAUCUCACCAACAACCUCGAUCGCUUGACCGUGCACAAGCACUACACUGGCAAGGAUCAAGUCCAAGUGGAUAAUGGUGCAGAUGUUCUUUAUGUUCCUCAUAUUAGUCGUUCUCUCCUAUCAUAUCAUAAACUCAUUUAUGAUAAUAAUGCGCUCGUCGAGUUUCACUGGGAUUCUUUCUUUGUCAAGAACACGGUCACGAGGAAAACAAUUCUACAAGGUAGAAGCCAUGGUGGUCUCUACCCCAUUCCAUUUGGUCGUGCAUCUUCAUUGUCUCCUCGUCAUGCCUUCGCUGGCGUCAAGGAAACAACACAUAGUGCUAGUGUUCUAUCUGGACUUGCGCUCAGUGGCCCUCUAUCUGCAUCGUCACACGUGUCUCCUGCUGGUUCGGCCCUUGCAGCGCAGAGUGGCCCACCUGCUGGGCCUGCACUCGGUGACCCUUCGUCUACGCUGUCACACGAGCUGCCUUUUGGUCUGGCCCCUACUGCAGUCGAUGGGCUAGCAACUUCGGAAUCAUCAUCGACAACGCCUACUCCUAAUAGUGAGCUGGUGUCCUCAACUUCACCACCAUCUGCUCCUACCGGUGGCAAACCGGUUACUGCCCCGACGGCUCCACCAGCUCCUCCAUCUGGUCACCCGAUGCGGACACGACUCAAGGAUAAUAUUGUCAAGCCCCUUCAAUGA